UUUUUUGUAGCAGGUUGUUUUAUGUUUCUUGCCUCAAAAAAUAAUAGGCAAUAGCCUUUUAAAAAAUAAAUCAGCCGUGUAAGAUUCAAGAAGUGUGAAUUGCUCAUCAACGUUCUCAAGCAAAUGGUGUGAUCCUUGGGGCUGUCCUUGUGCACAGCUAAGAGUUAGACUCGAAACGGGUUCCUUCCAACUCAGAAUACUCUGUGAUUCUGUGAAUUGUAGCACUUGGCCAGCGUACACACACCGCUCCGUGCAUCAGCCAAAGGCUGCUCACACGCAGCCCUCGUCUGCACCUUUGUGGCGGUACCGAAGCCUCUCGGGCGCGCUUUCCCCGAACGUGGCGCUGCUGUAUCGCAACCAAGCGACGGCCGCCCGCCUGCUGCAAAAGGCGCUGCAGUAAAGCGCCGCGGCACCGCCAUCUCCCAAUGCCGCUGGAUGCCGAGCCGCUGGGCCGCGCUCCGCACACAGCCCCUUCCGAGCGACUCCCGUGCAUGGAUGCGCACCCGCCCCACAGACAAAAUCUGAAAUGGUCCGAAACACUACUGUGCUCCUUCGGAGACUCAUGCUUGCUGAUGAUGAGAAGUAAAAACUUAAUCUUAAUAAAGCAUAUAUUUUGUAGAAAUUGGAAAUAUCUUGGUCACUACUAGUGAAUGGACUCAGUAUUGCUGAAAGCACAAAUACAGAGUUUUGAAAUAAUUUCUUCAUUGACACCAACUAACAGUUUGAGGAGUAGAUCUACUAGCAAAAAUGGGUCGAUCUAAUUCUAGAUCACAUUCAUCAAGAUCGAAGUCCAGAUCUCAGUCCAGCUCUAGGUCAAGAUCCAGAUCACAUUCAAGAAAAAAGAGAUACAGUUCCAGGUCUCGGUCAAGGACAUAUUCCCGAUCUCGGAGCAGAGAUCGUGUUUAUUCUAGAGAUUAUCGCAGAGAUUACAGAAAUAAUAGAGGAAUGAGACGUCCCUAUGGUUACAGAGGAAGAGGUAGAGGGUAUUAUCAAGGAGGAGGUGGUAGAUACCAUCGUGGAGGUUACAGGCCUGUCUGGAACCGAAGACACUCCAGAAGCCCUAGGCGUGGCCGCUCCCGUUCCAGAAGUCCAAAACGAAGGUCGGUGUCUUCCCAGAGGUCCCGGAGCAGGUCUCGUCGAUCUUACAGAUCUUCCAGGUCUCCGAGGUCCUCUUCAUCUCGUUCUUCAUCCCCAUACAGCAAAUCACCUGUCUCUUCCAAAAGACGUGCAUCUCUGGAAAAGCAGGCAAAGAAAACUGAAGGGGCUCCUUUGCAAGACAGUCCCUUGAAAAAUAAAUCACAAGAUGAACAGAAAGAUACAUUUGAACACGACCCAUCAGAGUCUCUUGACGAUUUUAACAAAUCAUCAGCAGCUUCUGGCGACAUUUGGCCUGGCCUUUCCGCGUAUGAUAACAGCCCAAGGUCACCCCAUAGUCCUUCUAUUGCCACCCCACCUAGUCAGAGUUCAUCUUGCUCUGAUGCCCCUCUGCUUAGCACAGCCCACUCAGCGAAGGACACACCUCAGCAUUCCCAUUCCAUUCAGCAUAGUCCUGAGAGAUCUGGCUCUGGUUCUCUUGGAAAUGGUUCUAGCCGCUAUAGUCCUUCUCAGAAUAGCCCAUUGCAUCACAUCCCUUCGAGGAGAAGCCCUGCAAAGACAAUCCCAUCACAGAGUGCCCCCCGUGAGGAGGUUCGAGUGCGGUCGUUUUAUCCUGAGGGUGGUGAACAGGAAACUGCAAAAGGUGGAAAGUUUAUGAAAAGGUACACAGAUGAAGAGUCUAGAGUAUACCUGCUUGAUAGGGGUAAUACCAGGGAGAAGGAGGCCCAGAAGGAGAGAGGAUCAGAAAAAGGGAGGACAGAGGGAGAAAGGGAAUGGGAGGAACAGGAAACUUUAGAUUUUUUCGUUGAUAAAGAGACUGGGAAGGAAAAGUUUAAUGACUCUGAAGGGGAGGACACAGAGGAGACAGAGGAUUACAGACAGUUCAGAAAAUCUGUCCUGGCAGAUCAGGGUAAAAAUUUUCCUACUGCAUCUCACCGGAAUGCUGAGGAGGAAGGAACCAAAUACAAAUCUAAAAUAUCAAUCAAGGGCAAUAGAGAGAGCGAUGGAUUUAGAGAUGAGAAAAGUUAUAAGCUUAAAGAGACUGGCUAUGUAGUGGAAAGGCCUAGUGCAACAAAAGAUAAGCACAAGGAAGAAGACAAGAGUUCUGAGAGACUAAUGAUGAAGAAAGAAACUCAGUCACCUGAGCAGGUAAAGUCUGAAAAGCUCAAAGAACUCUUUGAUUACAGUCCUCCUCUACACAAGAAUCUGGAUGCGAGAGAAAAAUCCACCUUCAGAGAGGAGAGCCCACUUAGGAUCAAAAUGAUAGCCAGUGACUCCCACCGUCCUGAAGUUAAACUCAAAAUGGCACCAGUACCUCUUGAUGAUUCCAAUAGACCUGCUUCCUUGACUAAAGACAGGCUGCUUGCUAGCACACUUGUCCAUUCUGUCAAGAAGGAGCAAGAGUUCCGAUCCAUCUUUGACCACAUUAAGUUGCCACAGGCCAGCAAAAGCACAUCAGAGUCGUUUAUUCAGCACAUUGUGUCCUUGGUUCACCAUGUCAAAGAGCAAUACUUCAAGUCGGCUGGAAUGACCCUAAAUGAGAGGUUCACUGCGUAUCAAAAAGCGACAGAAGAGCACUGCACCCGCCAAAAGAGCCCAGAAAUACAUAGGAGGAUUGACAUCUCUCCAAGUACCCUGAGAAAGCAUACCCGUUUAACAGGUGAAGAGAGAGUCUUUAAGGAAGAAAGUCAAAAAGGAGAUAAAAAAUUAAGGUGUGAUUCUGCUGAUCUUCGGCAUGACAUUGACCGACGUAGAAAAGAGCGAAGUAAAGAGCGAGGAGACUCAAAGGGUUCCAGGGAAUCCAGUGGGUCAAGAAAGCAAGAGAAAACUCCAAAAGAUUACAAGGAUUACAAAUCUUACAAAGAUGACAGUAAACAAAAAAGAGACCAAGACCGUGCUCGGUCCUCCCGAUCUUCCUCCCCAUCUUCUUCCUCAUCCAGUUCUCGAGAAGAAAAGGAUUGCAAGAAAGAAAGAGAUGAAGAGUUCAAAACCCACCAUGAACAGAAAGAAUACUCUGGUUUUGCUGGAGUCAACAGGCCGAGAGGCACCUUUUUUCGAAUUAGGGGCAGAGGAAGAGCCAGAGGAGUCUUUGCUGGAACAAAUACUGGUCCCAGCAACUCAAAUACUACUUUUCAGAAGAGACCGAAGGAAGAGGAAUGGGAUCCUGAAUAUACCCCAAAAAGCAAGAAAUACUUCUUGCAUGAUGACAGAGACGAUGGUGUGGAUUAUUGGGCCAAAAGAGGAAGAGGCCGUGGUACUUUCCAGCGUGGCAGAGGGCGUUUUAACUUCAAAAAGUCAGGUAGCAGUCCGAAGUGGACACAUGACAAAUAUCAAGGGGAUGGCAUUGUGGAAGAUGAGGAGGAAACAAUUGAGAAUAAUGAAGAAAAGGACAGACGCAAAGAGGAAAAGGAAUAACCCAGAAGAAAGUUGUAGCUGAAAGAGCAGCUCUUGCACCACCCACACAACAUUUUUAAUAUGUUUUUUUGUUGUCAAAUGAAUGUAAGCAUUUUACUUAAAUUUUACUGUUGGAAAGUAGUUUAGAGAGAUUGUUUUCGUUUUAAGCCUUUAGAAAAAAAUCAUGAUAUAGUAAACUAUGUUAAUGAUCGUACAGGUAGAAAGUAAAAUAUUUGUAACAACUUUUAAGAAAUUUUACUGUUUGUUAUAUGCAGUGUAAUUCUGCUUUGUCCAAAUAUAUGGUCAAGUACAACUCUAAAAGUUUUGAUUCUCCCCUAUGUCUGUGUUUUAUUCUGAAGUAAACUUACAGCUCUGCACACCUAAAA
Molecule: messenger RNA, 3875 nt
Organism: Motacilla alba alba
Lineage: Eukaryota; Metazoa; Chordata; Aves; Passeriformes; Motacillidae
Gene: BCLAF1
Product: BCL2 associated transcription factor 1
Exons: 14
Coding region: 748-3510 (920 amino acids)
Biological process (GO): mRNA processing; positive regulation of transcription by RNA polymerase II
Cellular component (GO): exon-exon junction complex; mediator complex
Molecular function (GO): DNA binding; mRNA binding; transcription coregulator activity
Source: RefSeq, a predicted model, not a curated record